AUGGGUUACAGGACUGUGGUGAUGUACAUGGAGAUUGGCUGCUUUGUGGUCUGUGUGUCUGGAUGGAUCUUGGUCUGUUCUACAAUGCCAACAGAGAUCUGGACUUGGUCUGAAGUUGACAGCAUAGUCCUGACAACUUCAAACUACUUCUCCAACUUGUGGAAGGAUUGUAUAUCUGAUUCAACUGGAGUAUCUGACUGCAAGGGCAUUCCAUCAAUGCUUGCACUGAACUGGGACAUUCACAUGUGCCGAGCUCUCAUCAUCAUCGCUAUCAUCUUGGCUUUCUUUGGAUCAGUUCUGGUCUUAGUGGGAAUGAAAUGCACUAAGAUUGGGGGAUCAGAGAUUGCUAAUGCAAGAGUAACCUUUGCUGGGGGGAUAAACUACCUUAUCGGAGGGAUGUGUUCCAUGAUUGCUUUCUCCUAUUAUGGAAACAAAAUUAGAGCAGAAUUCCAAGACCCUAACUACAAAGCUCAGAAGUUUGAAAUAGGUGUUGGUGUGUUUGUUGGCUGGGGCGGAUCCACCUUACUUGUUGUUGGAGGCCUUAUUUACAGUAUCUUUGCAGGGAGGGAAGGGUGUCAUUCCAGCUCAAAACACCACCCUGCCUACCAGUUCCCUGACGCCUACACAGUUGUCCCGACAAAAAAGAACCUUGUUUCUGUGGCUCGUACUGAGAUGAGUGAGAGCAGAAAAUCCAGGAACACCAGUGUCAGCGGAGACAGCAGCAUCUCUCGGGUCACCAGUAUCACCAAGACGACAGAGACCACUAAUGCAUAUGUGUGA
Molecule: messenger RNA, 780 nt
Organism: Xiphias gladius (swordfish)
Lineage: Eukaryota; Metazoa; Chordata; Actinopteri; Istiophoriformes; Xiphiidae
Product: claudin-10-like
Exons: 5
Coding region: 1-780 (259 amino acids)
Biological process (GO): cell adhesion; bicellular tight junction assembly
Cellular component (GO): bicellular tight junction; plasma membrane
Molecular function (GO): structural molecule activity
Source: RefSeq, a predicted model, not a curated record